Molecule: messenger RNA, 2441 nt
Organism: Pseudo-nitzschia multistriata
Lineage: Eukaryota; Bacillariophyta; Bacillariophyceae; Bacillariales; Bacillariaceae
Source: the annotation of a GenBank genome assembly
CGAAAAAAGAGGGUGGCAUCGCAUCGUUCUGUGCUGUGCUAAUAGAGAAGGAACACAAAGUGAAUCUUUCGGACCACAGCAAAAGCGUAGACGAGAGAGAGAGAGAAAGAGAGCUCCCAUAUUGUAUUGCAGUCACGAGGCGAUAUCUAUAAGGGUAUCAGCAAUAGGACAGCGCGAAGUACAUGAUCUUGCAUCGCCACGCAAUCAAAAUGGCAGCGGGAGCAGCAUUCGCGGGCGGUGGCGUAGGCAGCAACACCAACGGCAACGGCAACGGCAACGCCAACGGCAACGCCAACACCAACGCCAACAAUCCCCUUUCCGUGAACAACAGAAUUGUGGUGGUCGGCCUGAACGGUGCCCUCCAGAAACGCUUCGUCCUGCCCGAUCGGCAGGUCUUGGUGCCGGGGAACGUCCACAGGGCCGCGGGGGUGGAUUUCGGGGUAGGCGGAAAGGGCCAGGACGUCGCCAUUGCGCUCCACUGCCUGCUCACGGAAGGCGACCGAAUCGUCGGCGAAGAACACGGCAGCAGCAACAACAGCGACGCGAUCCGGCUGGUCCAGUUCCUCGGGACCGGCUUUGCCGGGGACACCGUCUACGGAAUGCUCGAGGACCGACUCGGGGGAAACGCCAUGGGACUGACGGUCCGGUCYGCCACCGAGCUGAGGACCUGCACCUCGAUCGUUGCGGCCGACGAGACCACCGAGCUGGUGGAGCCGAGCGGGAGGAUUGCGGCCGGGGAACUCGGGGACCUCCUGGSGCGGCUGCCCCCUCCGGGUGCCKCUGCCGSCGSCGGCCGGGCUCGUGCCCUCUGCGUCAUGGGCAGCAUGCCGCCCGGGUGCCCCGGGGGCACCUACGCAGAGAUCUACGAGCGGGUGGCGGGGCCGGAAACGGUGUGCGUGGUGGACUCCCUGGCCGGGAUCGACCCGGUCCUCCGCACCGCCGGCGGCCUCGGCCCGCUGGUGCUGAAACUCAACGCGUCCGAGCUGUGCAAGCUCGGGGGGACGCCAAAGGCCGGCAGCGAGACCGGAGGGGUGACCCCCCGCGAGCUGGUCGGCGCCGCCGAGGGGUUCUGUUCGCUGCACCGGGAGGCCCUCCGCCGCCGAACCGGCAACGCAUCCGCGUGCGGCGUCGUCGGAUUGGCCAUCACCGAUGGCAAGCACGAUGCCUACUUUGUUGGCAUGGCAGAGAACACCAGCGACGGCGGCGGCGGCGGCGACGACGACGACGACGACGACGGCAACGGCAACACCGGCGACGAGGAUUUUACAAUACUCUGGUUCCCCGUGCCGAGUCUGGACACUUCUCGGACCUUGUACCCCAUCGGUGCCGGAGGUAAGCAGUGCCGCGCAACGCUGCGCAGCGUAGCGUAGCAUCCCUAAGUGCUGGUUUGGUUGCAGGAGAAAAGAUGUAGCACAAACCUUUGGAACAUGAAACCCUGACGCCUCUGUCUUUUUUUCUAUGUUAUGUUUUUAUUUUUUUCCUUUUCCAACCGUGGACGAAUUGCUCCUGUUUGCAGAUGCCGUUGCGGCUGGAAUGGUAGGGGCAUGGGCGGACCUCGCAGCAAUCGAUGCUGCAAGCGCUWCGUCGUCGAUUCUCUCGAAAGAAUCCCUCGGCCUUUUGGAAGGUAUGGUGCAGGUCCUCCAAAGGGACGAUUGCCCCUCCUUGUCCAGAAUCCAGGUCCACGCGGCGGUGUCCUUUGCCUUUGGUCUGGCCUGCGGGUCCGCGAGUUGUCUCCGGGAAGAAAACUCGGUUCUCGACGCCGGGGACGCGAACCGAUUGCUCCGAUCGAUGCUUCGCCAUCCUCCGAAGGUCGUUCGCGUGAGCGGCGGUCUGCGCCGAGGCGUUUCGUAACACGGGAUCGCACACGCACGCACGCACGCACGAACACACAGGGGACAACAGACGCGGAGGGUACGGUACGUAUGGAUCGAACCGAACGAUCYGCCCCGCAUYGUACGAUUCUGAACACAUUCUACCGCAGAUCGAACACACGAGGACGAUCGUGUGGCACGCAAGAUGGACCGGCAGGAAGAAAGAGGCAAACGAUCGGCAUUUGCGAGRAGAAUGGAAAGCGUGGGACGAUGGCGAGUGCAUCUGCUUCUUCUCUUUUCAAACUCAUGAUGGAUUCAACACGAUCUUUCCAACUUGGUACUGAAUGCAAGUAGAAAACAUGCAAYCAUACCGUUGUUGCCCCAUUUCAUCCAAGGGAAUGAGUGGCAAGAGAGUGGUUCCAAGGCGUAAGCAAAAGAGAAGAACAAGGUCAAUACAAAAGAGAAGAAUAUAGAAAUUCAAAGGUUCACAAUUACUAGCUAGUAAUUUUUAGUGCGCUCUCGGUGUUGGUUCCUGSUUUGCUACAAGAACUAGCAAAACAUUUGAGUAGCUUCGGCUACUAGAUCUAUGAAGAAGGAUAGCAUCAGAACUAAUAAUACCCCUGGCACUAG